This is a messenger RNA of Hydra vulgaris (swiftwater hydra), 2162 nucleotides long. RefSeq names its product cytochrome P450 4V2. The record is from RefSeq and is a predicted model, not a curated record. Lineage: Eukaryota; Metazoa; Cnidaria; Hydrozoa; Anthoathecata; Hydridae. Gene Ontology annotation, molecular function: heme binding; oxidoreductase activity, acting on paired donors, with incorporation or reduction of molecular oxygen; iron ion binding.
AAUAAAACAAAGGUCUUUGCCGUUUAACUAAAAAAAAGUCCUAAUUGCCGAUUUAUAUUUUAUUUAUAUUUAUUGCUUUUGAAUUUAAGAUUGCACCAAACAUGUUUUAGAUCACAUGGCAUUUAUUUUAUUGAUAUUCUUUUUACUUUUAAUAACAUUAUUUUUAAUAUGGAUUUAUUGGGUAAGAAGCUACAACCUGAAUUUUGUACCUUCGCCUUUAAGAUUUCCUCUAUUUGGUUGUGCUUUGUUUUUGAAGAGUGAAAGCCAUGAACUUUUUAAACAAGUCCGUUGGUUUUUUUCAGAAUUUGGAUCUGCAUUCUGUUUAUGGAUUGGCCCUAAACCAGUUUUAAUGACAGGAAAUAUUGAUCAUAUACAAACAGUAUUAAAAAGUCAAAAAAUAAUUACUAAAAGUUCGUCCUACACUUUUCUUAAUGAAUGGCUAGGAACAGGGCUAUUAACAAGUACCGGAGCCAAAUGGAAAUCCAGAAGAAAAGUUCUUACAAAAGCAUUUCAUUUUUCAAUUAUUAAUAGUUAUGUUGAUAGUUUUUAUCAGAAUUCAGUUUCCCUAAGUAAUCACCUUGAAAAUCAUUCUGGAGUGCCUAUUAAUAUACAAGCAUUAAUGAGUUUAUUUACUCUUGAUAUUAUAUGUGAAACAGCUAUGGGUUUUAAACUAAAUUCCAUGAAAAAUCUGAAUUGUGAUUAUGUAAAUGCUGUAGAAGAGGUUAAAAUUCUAUUAAUUGAACGCCAAAAAAGUCCAUGGUUGUGGAACAAGUUUGUAUAUAAACUUUUUUCAUCUGGGAAAAAAUUCUACACACAACUUCAGGUUUUAAAAUCAUUCACCAAAAAAAUUGUAAAUAAGAGAAUUAAAAAUUAUUCUUUAUCUUCAAAUGGCUGCAAAUCUUUUUUAGAUCUGUUAAUUGAUGCUUAUAAUCAAGGUAAAAUUGAUUUGGAAGGCAUUUAUGAAGAAGUUGAUACAUUUAUGUUUGCAGGGCAUGACACAACUGCUGCUGCUUUGAGUUAUAUUUUUUUAAUGCUAGGCACUCACCCAAAAGUGCAAAAAAAGUUACACGAAGAAAUUGAUACAAAUGUAAAUAUAAAUUCUUAUGAAAAUUUAUCUGAAAAAAUAAGGAAAAUGGAGUACCUUGACUGUGUAAUCAAAGAAUCUUUAAGACUCCAUCCUCCUGUAUCAGUCUUUGGACGUAUUUUAGAAGAUGAUACUAUAUUCAGUAAUCAUUUGGUAGGUAAGGGUGCAGAUAUUGUUUUGUGUCCAGAAACUUUGCACACUGACCCUUUAUACUGGGAAAAUCAUAGAUCUUUUAUACCAGAACGAUUUUCUAAUGUUGAAUUUGCAUUUCGCCAGCCAUAUUUGUAUAUUCCAUUUUCUGCUGGUCCCAGGAAUUGUAUUGGUCAAAAAUUUGCAUUGAUGGAAAUUAAAAUUGCUAUAUUUGUAGUUAUGUCUAAAUUUAUUGUAACUGCAGUUGAACAAUGUUUAUCUCCAAUGGCUACAUUUAUCCAAAGAUAUGAAAAUGGAGUUUUGAUGCUGUUUGAGGAACGAAAAAAAGGACCGUCUGAGCUAUUUUUAAAGAACAGCGAAAAAUGUUCUUUAGAAGGUGUGACCGCAUUACGUAAAGAAGAAUUUUUGGGAUUAAAAGUUUGACUUUUAUUUAAUUUUUAAAAAUAUGCAUGUGUACAUUUUUAAAAUUUUUAUAUAUUUAAUUUAUCAAAUUUGUGUAGAUAUAUUGAUAUAAGUAAUAUAAUCAGUUUUUUUAAAUCAAUCUUAUUGAACCGUAAAUGAAAACUAUAGUAGGUCGUCAAACACUGUCUACUGUGUUUACCAUUCUGUGGCGUUGGUCCUUAUACAACACAGUAUUAGACAUUUGGGUCUCAAAAUGGUACGAGACGAAACGGUAAAAAUAUUGUUUCAAUACAAUACGAAGCAAAAAAUUGAUUUUUUAAUUUUGUAAAAACGGUGCAAAACAAUAAUGAUCGGUUUGAAUAGUCUCAAACUUAGCUGCUGAGAGACUAGGAGAAGAUGCAGAUGUCUACAUAUUGUAAUAAAAAUGUGAAACCCCCGGGAAAUUUUAACUACGAUUCGGAAUAAUUGUAUUCUCAAAUCGUUGUUUUUUUCUUUUAUUUAAUAAAUUUAUUUUUAAAAUUUUUAA